Molecule: messenger RNA, 2587 nt
Organism: Erythranthe guttata (spotted monkey flower)
Lineage: Eukaryota; Viridiplantae; Streptophyta; Magnoliopsida; Lamiales; Phrymaceae
Source: RefSeq, a predicted model, not a curated record
UAAAAUUUUAUGGAAAGAUCCCUAACUUCCUUAAGUAAAGAAAGUCGCUGGUUGUCGCGAAGCGACUACAUCGAAUAAUAAAGAGAAUUAAUUAAAAGCGGAUUUCGUUUGUCAACUUUCCAAACGGGGGAAUAAUCCCCUACUUCGCGGCCCGUCAAGAGUCUUCCCCCAAAUCUCACAGAUCAAGAACAAAAAAACUCAUCCCUUCUUCAACUUCAAGAUCCAAAAUCCAGUUAUAACAAAAUUAGAACCGUAACAAUAAACUGAUUAAUUCCAAAUGUAUUUUUUCCUUCUCAAAUUCGUAACAGCAACAAUGGCUUAUUGAGAUCGAAAAUCCUUGAAAACCCCUUUUUUUUUAGCGUUAGUUGUUUCCUCUGACUUUGAUGAAUCUUUUCGUCGUACAGUAUUGUGCAUUGAAACACUACAUUUCAUCAUCAAGAUAACGGCUUUUGUAUUGGGCGAGAUCAGAGAUGCGGAUUUUCGGCCCACUCGCUGUUUUGUCGGUUUAUCUUUCCUUUUUAGUAUUUGGGGCGUUCUCCAUUGACGAAAGCUUGCGUCAGGCGUUUCCGAUUAUAGAACCAGAUCCUGGCCACACAAAACUCCGACUUUCAAGAGAAGGCUUGAAGGCAAUCGAGAGAAUCACAACCCCUAUAGCAGCAGUUGCCGUUAUUGGCCCUUAUCGUUCUGGAAAAUCAUUUCUACUUAACCAACUACUAUCGCUAUCAUGUGAUGAAGGUUUUGGCGUUGGGCACUUACGUGAUACAAAAACGAAAGGUAUAUGGGUGUGGGGAGCUCCAGUCGAGCUGGAUAUCGAUGGAGUUAAAACUUCUGUCUUCUAUCUUGAUACAGAGGGGUUUGAAAGUGUUGGAAAGUCAAAUGUAUAUGAUGACAGGAUUUUUGCACUGGCAACUGUAAUGAGUUCUGUGCUCGUAUAUAAUCUACCUGAGACGAUACGAGAAGCAGAUAUAUCUCGAUUAUCAUUUGCAGUGGAACUCGCUGAAGAAUUUUACGGGAGAGUAAAGGGGCAAGAUGUGGCUUUCGAACCUGCUAAGUUAUUAUGGCUAAUCCAGCGUGAUUUUCUACAAGGAAAGUCGGUGCAGCAAAUGGUCGACGAAUCUCUCCGACAAGUACCUAAUGCCGAAGGAAACAAGAAUAUCGAUCAGGUGAACCAAAUUCGCGAUUCGUUGGCUAUCAUGGGCGACAACAGCACCGCCUUUAGCUUACCUCAGCCACAUCUCCAACGAACAAAGCUUUGUGAAUUGAAAGAUGAAGAACUCGACCCUAUGUAUGUUAAGAAGAGGGACCAGUUGAAAGCAGUUGUUUCGUCUAUGAUCCGUCCAAAGAUUGUCCAAGGCAAAUCUCUCAAUGGAAAAGAAUUUGUCUCUUUCUUGGAGCAGAUUCUCGAGGCGUUAAAUAAAGGGGAGAUUCCAUCUACGGGCUCCCUUGUGGAGGUUUUCAAUAAAGGUAUUUUAGAGAGAUGUUUGAAACUAUAUAAUGUUCGUAUGGGUAAUGUGGGAUUGCCAAGAUCAGAGGAGUCUCUUCAUCAAGCUCACGAAGAUUCCAAAGCAGCAGCUAUGUUAGCUUUUGACGAGCAACAUUUCGGCCGACACCAUGCGAAGAAAUCAGCCGAGCAGUUGAUUGAAGAAAUUGACAAGGUAUACAAGAACUUUGUUCUUAGUAACGAAUAUCAAUCCUCGAAGCUGUGUGAGUCUUUAUACACGAGAUGCGAGGAAAAAAUGGACCAACUUCAAGUACUCAGGCUUCCGUCUAUGGCUAAAUUUAACGCGGGGUUUCUUCAGUGCAAUCAAAGUUUCGAAAGCGAAUGUGUUGGACCUUCUAAAACCAAUUACGAAAUGCGGAUGAUGAAGAUGUUGGGGAAAUCGAAAUCUCUAUUUAUUAAGGAAUACAACCACAGACUGUUCAAUUGGCUGGUGGCCUUCUCACUUGUGAUGGUGGUGUUGGGUCGUUUUAUCAUAAAAUUUAUAUUGGUGGAGAUUGGAGCUUGGAUACUUUUUAUAUUCUUGGAGACGUACACACGCAUGUUUUGGUCUUCGGAAUCUCUUUAUUACAACCCGGUCUGGCAUGGAAUUGUCGCCACCUGGGAAGCUGUCGUCUACAGCCCUGUUCUUGAUUUAGACAGAUGGGCGAUUCCGCUUGUUAUUAUAGCAGGGAUUUUGUUGCUGUACUGGCGGUGUUACGGGAGGAGGAAAAACGGGUCCCGUUGGAUACUACCUCUGUAUGGCAGCCAGAAAGACGAUCGAAGAUCAGAGUGAAAUAUAAUAUAUAUAUUGAUAUUAUAGUCAAUGCUUUGACCAUCCUAUGAAUCAGCCUCGGGUGCCUUUCAAUUUUUUUUGAUAUACAAAGGCGCGUUUGGUUGAUACAUAUAAUACAAACCGUUUGAACGAUGAAAUGGUGGAGAGACUUGGAAUAUAUAAGAUAGAAUCUGCUGCUGUUGCUGUUGUAACAAUUUACAGGGGAAUUGUAUAUUAGUUUUCUGUCAAUUUCAAACAGGUAGAAUUAUGUUAUAUUAUUAUUAUUCUUUCAAUUUAGGAUUCUUUUCAAAUUUAUUUUGACUAUUUAAAAUUAA